CAGAGCUGGACACACUCGCACAGCAGACAGGCAAACAGGCGCUUCAGCUGAAUUCACACAAAAUAUGUAAAAAUGUACCAAUGGCUCAAACUUUGAGUGAAAACUUUCAAACAGAAAUGUUUAACAAAUCCCGCAUAGUGUGCCUUUAAAUGUUGCAUUUAAGAUCCCUCUCAUCUCAUCACUCAUCUCAGCUAGUAGAAAGGUGCAUCGUUUCUUUUCCUUGGAAAAACAUCAUUAUCAUGGGUCAUAAUCUGAACAUGUUUGUCAGGUCGUAAAUUAUUGUUUUGUUCACCUCAGUGUAAGAAUGCUGACAGCUGGUUCCAGGUUCUUCUGCGAUUUGUGAGCGGUAGUAUAACGCUGUCACUAUCACGUGAUGUCUGUGUGUCAUCAGCAUCAAGAGUCAUGCUGGUUGCAAGUUUAUGGAAAACAGAAACAGCACAGUCGAUGUGUGAUGACACUUCCUCUGAGCUUCAGAGAAUGGCGGCCAUUGACAGAAGGGACAUUAAUUCCCAGAAUUCCUUUCGCGGACGAGGUGCUCUGUCCAGGAUCGUUAAUAUGGUGAUGACUCUGAGGGAAUGGGCACAGAAGAGUUUGAACGAGGAGACGGAGCGACCGGACUCCUUCUUGGAACGUUUCAGGGGCCCCGCCAACACAGACAUGCAGGCCCCGCCCAGCAGGUUCAGCCACAGCCGCACUGGCUCUGAUGCAGAUAACGAAGCAAGGCGCUCCAGACGCUCGAGGAGGAAGUGUAACAUUGUGGUCUUAUCACCAUCUGAUGAUGUGUACUACCACUGGCUGAUGGUGAUCGGUGUUGCUGUUUUUUAUAACUGGACCCUGCUAGUUGUCAGCAUUAAAGGUGCUCUAUGUAAGUGUUACACUUUCCAAAGCUGCUGGUGUGAGCUCACAGUGUGGGCGUUCUCCAGUCAGGUAGUUGGACUGAUGCCUACACGUCUAACUCAGCUAACUAGAGCCUGCUUUGAUGAGCUCCAGAUGAGGAACGUGUUGGUGUGGCUGGUACUGGACUACAUCUGUGACGGUGUCUAUAUCCUGGACAUAGCUGUUCGUCUCCACACAGGUUUCUUGGAUCAAGGUUUGAUGGUGAAAGAUGUGCAGCGCCUGAGGGAAACAUACGUCCGAACGUUACAGUGCAAACUUGACAUUUGCUCCAUCCUGCCGACUGACCUCCUGUACCUGACCGUUGGAAGCAGCUACACCCCUCUGCUUCGCUUCAACCGGCUGCUGCGCCUGAUGCGGCUGUUUGAGUUUUUCGAACGCACGGAGACACGGACGGGCUACCCCAACGCUUUCCGCAUCUGUAAACUGGUGCUGUACAUCCUGGUGAUCAUCCACUGGAACGCCUGCGGAUACUACAGCUUCUCCAAGGUCCUGGGACUGGGCUCUGAUUCUUGGGUCUAUCCCAAUGCAUCAGAUCCUGAGUUUGGCUCCCUGACCAGAAGCUACAUAUACUGUCUGUACUGGUCCACUCUGACGCUGACCACCAUUGGAGAGACACCCCCUCCUGUUAGAGACGAGGAAUAUUUGUUCCUGAUAUUUGACUUUCUGGUGGGUGUUCUGAUUUUUGCCUCCAUUGUGGGUAAUGUCGGAGCCAUGAUCUCCAACAUGAAUGCCACGAGAGCCACCUUUCAGAGCCGCGUCGACACCCUGAAACACUACAUGCACUUCAGACAUGUAAGCAAGAUGCUCGAGCAGCGCGUCAUCCGCUGGUUCGACUACCUCUGGACCAAUCAGAAGACGAUAGAUGAACAGGAGGUGCUGAGGAGCCUGCCCAACAAACUGAGGGCUGAGAUUGCCAUUAAUGUUCACCUGGACACCCUGAAGAAGGUUCGUAUUUUCCAGGACUGUGAGGCAGGCCUCCUGGUAGAAUUGGUAUUAAAACUUCGACCGCAGGUUUUCAGUCCGGGAGACUACAUCUGUAGAAAGGGAGAUGUUGGUAAAGAGAUGUACAUAAUCAAAGAUGGCCAGCUGGCAGUGGUGGGGGAGGAUGGAGUCACACAGUUCGCUGUUCUGACCUCAGGAAGCUGCUUUGGAGAAAUCAGCAUCCUGAACAUCAGCGGCAGCAAGAUGGGAAACAGACGGACGGCCAAUAUUCGCAGUCUGGGAUACUCGGACCUGUUCUGCCUUUCCAAACAAGACCUGAUGGAGGCACUUCAAGAGUUCCCCCAUGCCAGGGCCCAGCUGGAGCAGAGGGGGCGGGACAUCCUGCAGAAGGAGGGGCUUCUGGAGGAAGUGAACGUGUCUGCAGGGGAGGAAAUUGAGGAGAAGGUGGAGAGGCUGGAAAGCAGUCUGGACCGGCUACAGACAUGUUUGGCCCGUCUGCAGAGCGAGUUCAACUCAUCCCAGCUUCGACUGAAACAGCGAAUCACCAACCUUGAACACAACAUCCCCACAGCCGCCACAGGCAGUGGCUUCCUGUCAGAUGCUGAUGGCAACGAAAGUGUUUCUGGUGGCGACAGCGUGCGCAGUGAAAUCAACAUCCGACUGUGAACCAUAUGUUGCAACUUUUCUUUAUGUUCAAUUUUCAGUAUUGUUGGAGCUAUUUAAUUAUUUAUUUGUUAUUGAUAAUGUUUGAUUAGUAUAGUUCUAUUGUGAUUCAAUUUAUGAUACUAUUUUCUAUUAUUAGUAACUUAAGGUAAAUUUUAUUGUUUUGUUUAGCGUAUUUAGUUUUUUGUUUUCUUUGUAAAUUGGGUAGAGCUGGGCCCCGGAGAUUAUAUAGGUAUGAACGCAGGUGGAGGACCAGAAUGCACCUGGGUGGGCACAUGUUUUUUUUUUUUUUUUUUUACCAGCGCAAGAGAGGCAUAGAAGAAACUUGAUUUGGUUGUUACAUUGUUUUUGCUUGCUUGUUUUGGGAAAAAUAAAUCAUCAUGUUGUGACAGUGCUGUGCUUAUGGUCUGGUUAGCGUUGGGAGAAGCUCUUGUUUUUGGGUUACUUGGUUCUGUCACUACGAACACAGCUGGGAAUUAUUCCAAUGUCUUGUAAAGAUAACUUGUUUUGGUAGCAAUAACUUGAACUAUCAAGUGGUUUCACAUAAUUGUUUAAACACCAUCUCAAACAGUGUCCUCUGCCGCUGACAUCCCCUCCAUCUUCACGUGAAUGUCAGCUCAUAUACAUUAAAUGUGAAUGUGAUGACAUGUAUCGUAGAAAUGUCACUUUGUUUCAUUUUUAAUGUAUCUGUGGUUUGGAGACACGUACAAUACCUACAUUUAGUUGAAAACCAUCAGACCAAUUUCUGCAAAACACACUGCGGGAUGAAGAGCAAGCAAUUAAUUCUCAACUUUUGAGUUCCUCACAGGAAAAUAAAAACAAAAUCCAAUGACUCAUUUUAAUGUAUUUUUGUAUUUUUUCUUUAUUUAUUGCUUUUAGCAUUUGCUUUUGUUAUCAGUUAUUAUUAGCAUUAGCAUAAUUAUCAAACAUAUACCAUUAUAUUUGUUGUAUUCGCUAUCUGAGAAGGCAAGGAAGAGCUCCCACAGUCCCCCACACACUAAAGGAAACGCACCAUCCAUCCAAACAUGUCGCAGAUCCAGUACGACCCUUCACAACAAUAGCCUUCCUCAGUGGCAAAGUCCCAAACUCCCCAGCAGGACAAUGUGCCACACACAGCAAAAACUGCUUAGGAAUGGCCUGUGGAAUGAAACAUAAAGCUCAAGGUGUCCACAUGAUUUCCAAAUCCCACAGAUCUGGAUCUGAU
Molecule: messenger RNA, 3706 nt
Organism: Acanthopagrus latus (yellowfin seabream)
Lineage: Eukaryota; Metazoa; Chordata; Actinopteri; Spariformes; Sparidae
Product: cyclic nucleotide-gated cation channel-like
Exons: 11
Coding region: 403-2505 (700 amino acids)
Biological process (GO): monoatomic cation transmembrane transport
Cellular component (GO): intracellular cyclic nucleotide activated cation channel complex; plasma membrane
Molecular function (GO): intracellularly cGMP-activated cation channel activity; cGMP binding; protein-containing complex binding
Source: RefSeq, a predicted model, not a curated record